GCAGCUGAGAGGAUGUUAAACUCACAGGAACGCAGCAGCAGCAUCAGCAGCGUGUUCAGGGGGACGUUCAUCCACUCGACCCGGGAAACCGCGCUGCAGAUCCGAGAAGACGAGCUCCUGGGAGUGGAUGCAGAUGGAAAGAUCGCUUUCAUUGAGAAGGGCGCAGAGCUUGACAGGCUGUCUCAGACCUUUGGAUUCAGUCCAACUGAAGUCACUCAACUGGUUCAACAUGAGUUCAUCAUGCCAGGACUGGUGGACACCCACAUCCAUGCAAGCCAGUACAGCUACGCCGGCACAGCAUUGGAUAUGCCCUUACUGCAGUGGCUCAAUACCUACACCUUUCCUGUGGAGUCACAUUUCAAGGACUUGCAGUUUGCCCGCAGGGUCUACUCUCAAGUAGUGAAAAGGACCCUGAGAAACGGAACAACCACUGCUUGUUACUUUGCUACCAUACAUACAGAUGCCUCUCUUCUGUUGGGCCAGAUCGCAAAUGACUUUGGACAGCGUGCCUUUGUGGGCAAGGUGUGUAUGGACAGGAACAACUUUGUGAAACAUUACAAAGAGACCAAUCAGGAGUCUCAAGCUGAAACCUGCAGGUUCAUUGCAGAGCUCUUGAACAAAAAGUACCCUCUGGUGAGACCAGUGGUGACUCCCCGCUUCGCUCCAUCCUGCACAGGAGCCUUGUUAGGACAGCUGGGAGCAAUCGCUAAGAAGAACAACUUGCACAUUCAGAGUCAUAUCAGUGAAAACAUCGAGGAAAUCAAGCUUGUAAAGGAGCUGUUUCCUGAUUCAGAGUCAUACACAGACGUCUAUCUCAAACAUAACCUGCUUACUGACAAGACAGUGAUGGCUCAUGGCUGCCACCUCAGUGAUGAAGAGUUGGUUGUGUUCAGAGAGACAGGAGCCUCUUUGUCUCACUGUCCCAAUUCCAACAUUUCGUUGUGCAGUGGAAUCUUGAAUGUUCGCAACGUCAUGAAACACAAAGUGAAGUUGGGGCUGGGAACAGACGUGGCGGGGGGCUACUCGUCCUCUAUGCUGGACGCUGUGAGGAGAACUCUGGACUCAUCCAAAGUCUUGACCAUCCAGGACCCUGAACACGUCACACUCACCUUUGAGGAGGUGUUCAGACUGGCCACACUGGGAGGCAGCCAGGCCUUGUCCCUGGAUGACCAGACAGGGAACUUUGAAGUGGGCAAAGACUUUGACGCCCUGAGGGUGAACGUAGCUGCUCCUGGUGGACCGAUCGACCUGGUCCAGCCUGAGAAACCAAAGAUACUUUUGGAGAAGUUCUUGAAUUUGGGUGAUGAUCGCAACAUAGUAGAGGUGUUUGUGGCCGGGAGGAAGGUGGUACCAUUCACAGAGCCAACAACAGAAUAAACGCUUUGGUCACUCGUCUUAAAGCCUAAACCCCCCUGGAAAGUCAGCUUGAAGAGGCCUUGAACAAAAUACAUGUAAAUCUGAGAAAUAUACAAGAUAUGCAGCUUAAGAAGGAUCAGUGGGAAAUGCCCUACUGUUUCAUGAACUGCACAAUUAUCCUUUUAUGCCAAGACAAAUAAGUAGCAAAU
Molecule: messenger RNA, 1565 nt
Organism: Anoplopoma fimbria (sablefish)
Lineage: Eukaryota; Metazoa; Chordata; Actinopteri; Perciformes; Anoplopomatidae
Product: guanine deaminase-like
Exons: 14
Coding region: 13-1377 (454 amino acids)
Biological process (GO): guanine catabolic process
Cellular component (GO): cytosol
Molecular function (GO): zinc ion binding; guanine deaminase activity
Source: RefSeq, a predicted model, not a curated record